This is a messenger RNA of Paralichthys olivaceus (Japanese flounder), 1620 nucleotides long. It is a transcript of the gene etsrp, whose product is annotated as ETS1-related protein. Gene Ontology annotation, molecular function: sequence-specific DNA binding; DNA-binding transcription factor activity, RNA polymerase II-specific. Gene Ontology annotation, cellular component: nucleus. Gene Ontology annotation, biological process: cell differentiation; regulation of transcription by RNA polymerase II. The record is from RefSeq and is a predicted model, not a curated record. Lineage: Eukaryota; Metazoa; Chordata; Actinopteri; Pleuronectiformes; Paralichthyidae.
AAAUCAUAACACGUCUGAGAAAACUAAAGAAGAGAAGAAGAAGAGGAAGAGAGAUGUACUGGGACACCAUCAUCAAACCUGCAGACAGAACAGAGCCCAAAAUAAAGAUGGAGAUUUGCCAGACUGGAUACUACACAGAGGACUUCAGGACACAGGAAGUGCCCGCCGGCUUUGACUUUACAUCUUAUGACUACCCUGGUGAAGAGCUGUCUUUUCUGUUAGACAGUAAAGGACCCGGGCAGCAGCAGUAUCCAGCAGAGAGCAGCUUCCCAGAGCCCCCCAAAUCUUCUCAUCCUUACGACUCCAAAGUGAGCACCAGUGACACUGCUCUGUUCAACCUGGACUCGUAUCAGGAGUUCAACUGGUGGAGCUCUUAUCCACAUGCAGACGGGCCGACGGUAGAUCAGCCGCAGGCAGGAUACCAGGAGUCUCCGCAGACAUAUCAGAGCCUGGUGCCCCAGAGUGGACAGUUCAGCCCGGCCGUGGAGGGCAGCCACAGCCCCUUUUUAACCACAAAAGCACCAAACACGUUACAAAGUGAGAUGGAUCAGAGUUACUACGACUCUGACGGACAGAGGCAUUCGUCAACCUUCUGGCCUGAAUACUCAUCUCCCAGCUUCGCCAGCCCCCUACCUCAUCUGCCUCUGGCCUCCUGCCCCUCAAGCUCCAGCCCUCAGUCCUCAGAGCCGUACUGUCCCCGUGUGGCCAAACGCAAAAACCCACACCCUCAGAGACCAGACAGGGAGGGCCAGAUGCCAGGGAUGUCGGCCUAUCCAGGUUCUGGUCCAAUCCAGUUGUGGCAGUUUUUACUGGAACUACUUCUGGACUCGGCCUGUCGCACCUUCAUCUCCUGGACGGGAGACGGCUGGGAGUUCAAGAUGUCCGACCCCACUGAGGUGGCCAAGCGCUGGGGCCAGUGCAAGAACAAACCCAAGAUGAACUACGAGAAGCUGAGCCGCGGCCUGCGUUACUACUACCACAAGAACAUCAUCCACAAGACGGCAGGCAAACGCUACGUCUACCGCUUCGUCUGCGACGUGCAGGGCAUGCUGGGAAAGACGGCGCAGGAGGUCCUGAUCAGUCUGAACGUUGUGCCCACAAACACCGAGUCGUGGCAGUGCCCAGGGGUGCCGGCUGCGGUGACGUCUGAGCACAGCAGUGAAACAUGGCCGCCUCAGUAGGAGAUGGAGGACUGGACUGGUGCUGCUGGCUGAGAGUGACCAGCACGUUUCAAUGUUGCAUUUCAGGGAAAAGAAAUAAUCAAAACUCAUAAAAGUCACAAUCCAUCAGUCUUUAAAAACAACGUGUUACUCUCUAUGAAAUAAUAAGUCUCCCAAUACCUGACUCAUAAACAUGAGGCUCCUUCACCUCAGGGCUAAAUAACUGCAGAAUAAAGGCCUUAUCUUCAUUCGAUGUGUUUCUAAGGAGGAACUGAUAUGUAAAUAGUGUUUAUAGAAACCCAUAUGUAGAGUUUUGUGCAUUUAUAUAUUUUUUUAUGCAAAACUCAUGUCUACCUCUGUUGCUGAUCAGAAUAACAUGAAGUGAGAUCAUUUGCAGGCAGCCACUGUGAAGGUUUGAGCCUGUGUGAUGAUCAUUUUGUGUAAAUAAACUGUAUAUAAA